AUGUCCCCAAGGAUCCAGGAGUCAGGAUCAGUUCUGGGAACUGGGACCAGUCAGUCCUGGGAACUGGGACCAGUCUGCACUGGGAACUGGGACCAGUCAGACCGGGGAACUGGGACCAGUCAGUCCUGGGAACUGGGACCAGUCAGUGUUGGGAACUGGGACCAGUCUGCGCUGGGAACUGGGACCAGUCAGUCCUGGGAACUGGGACCAGUCAGUGUUGGGAACUGGGACCAGUCAGCGCUGGGAACUGGGACCAGUCUGCGCUGGGAACUGGGACCAGUCAGUGUUGGGAACUGGGACCAGUCAGACCUGGGAACUGGGACCAGUCAGACCUGGGAACUGGGACCAGUCUGCACUGGGAACUGGGACCAGUCAGUCCUGGGAACUGGGACCAGUCAGUCCUGGGAACUGGGACCAGUCAGACCUGGGAACUGGGACCAGUCUGCACUGGGUACUGGGACCAGUCAGUCCUGGGAACUGGGACCAGUCAGUGUUGGGAACUGGGACCAGUCAGUCCUGGGAACUGGGACCAGUCAGUGUUGGGUACUGGGACCAGUUAGACCCGGGAACUGGGACCAGUCAGUGUUGGGUACUGGGACCAGUCAGACCUGGGAACUGGGACCAGUCAGUGUUGGGAACUGGGACCAGUCAGUGUUGGGUACUGGGACCAGUCAGUGUUGGGAACUGGGACCAGUCAGUCCUGGGAACUGGGACCAGUCAGUCCUGGGAACUGGGACCAGUCAGUGUUGGGAGCUGGGACCAGUCAGCGCUGGGAACUGGGACCAGUCAGUGUUGGGCACUGGGACCAGUCAGACCUGGGAACUGGGACCAGUCAGACCUGGGAACUGGGACCAGUCAGACCUGGGAACUGGGACCAGUCUGUACUGGGAACUGGGACCAGUCUGUACUGGGAACUGGGACCAGUCUGCACUGGGAACUGGGACCAGUCAGUGUUGGGAACUGGGACCAGUCAGUGUUGGGAACUGGGACCAGUCAGUGUUGGGAACUGGGACCAGUCAGACCUGGGAACUGGGACCAGUCAGCGCUGGGAACUGGGACCAGUCAGUCCUGGGAACUGGGACCAGUCAGUGUUGGGUACUGGGACCAGUCAGUGUUGGGAACUGGGACCAGUCAGUGUUCGGUACUGGGACCAGUCAGUGUUGGGAGCUGGGACCAGUCAGACCUGGGAACUGGGAUUAGUCCAGUUCUGAACA
Messenger RNA from Catharus ustulatus (Swainson's thrush), 1214 nucleotides. RefSeq names its product DNA-directed RNA polymerase V subunit 1-like. The record is from RefSeq and is a predicted model, not a curated record. The transcript is spliced from 3 exons. NCBI's taxonomy places the organism in Eukaryota, Metazoa, Chordata, Aves, Passeriformes, Turdidae. The coding region runs from base 1 to 1200 and encodes 399 amino acids.